Molecule: messenger RNA, 738 nt
Organism: Rhizoctonia solani
Lineage: Eukaryota; Fungi; Basidiomycota; Agaricomycetes; Cantharellales; Ceratobasidiaceae
Product: ribosomal family S4e
Exons: 5
Coding region: 1-738 (245 amino acids)
Biological process (GO): translation
Cellular component (GO): cytosolic small ribosomal subunit; ribosome
Molecular function (GO): structural constituent of ribosome; RNA binding
Source: RefSeq, a predicted model, not a curated record
AUGCUGGACAAACUGUCUGGAACCUAUGCCCCCCGUCCCUCGCCCGGUCCCCACAAGCUCCGCGAAUCCCUCCCCCUCACCAUCUUCCUCCGCAACCGUCUCAAGUAUGCCUUGACCGGCCGUGAAGUUACCACGAUUGUCGCCCAGCGAUUGAUCAAGGUCGACGGCAAGGUCCGCACCGACAACACCUACCCUACCGGCUACAUGGACGUCAUUUCGAUCGAAAAGUCGGGCGAGCACUUCCGUCUCCUCUACGACGUCAAGGGUCGUUUCGUUAUCCACCGCAUCACUCCUGAGGAAGCUACCUACAAGCUCCUCAAGGUCCGCAAGACCGCCGUUGGUGCUCGUGGCGUUCCCUACAUUGUCACUCACGACGGCCGAACGAUCCGAUACCCUGAUCCUCAAAUCAAGGUCAACGACACCGUCAAGUUCGAUAUCACGACCGGCAAGAUCACCGAGUUUGUCAAGUUCGACACUGGUAACCUCGUCAUGAUCACUGGCGGCCGUAACAUGGGACGUGUUGGUACCAUCACCCACCGUGAGCGUCACGUCGGAGGCUUCGAUAUUGUCCACGUCAAGGAUGUCCUUGACCGCACCUUUGCCACCCGAAUUUCCAACAUUUUCGUUAUUGGUGAGGGCUCAAAAGCCUGGAUCUCGCUUCCCAAGGGCAAGGGCACCAAGCUCACCAUUGCCGAGGAGCGCGACCAGCGCAGGAGGCAGCGUGCCGCCGAGGCGUAA